Messenger RNA from Pungitius pungitius (ninespine stickleback), 1713 nucleotides. RefSeq lists its product as uncharacterized. Gene Ontology annotation, biological process: response to bacterium. Bases 195 to 1277 code for a protein of 360 amino acids. The transcript has 5 exons. The record is from RefSeq and is a predicted model, not a curated record. Lineage: Eukaryota; Metazoa; Chordata; Actinopteri; Perciformes; Gasterosteidae.
AAAUAUGAGUUAUUUUCCACUGAUUUUAAGUUGCUUAACAGAAUUUGAAUUUUGAAUUAUGAGACCAAGUUGGCAAUAAACUAAUUUGACUCAAUAGGUGGCAGUGAGCAUGUGAUCGCGUUUCCUGAGUAGGAUGUACUGUCACUUUUUGUUGGCCAAUCAAACACAGUCUUGUGAGUGAACAAUUUAGAAGGAUGAAGAUUGUUCUCAUUCAAGACAAACAUUUCAACAAGAUGACAUCUCCAAAAUGGAUCUUCUACCUGACAUGUUUGUUCUUGGGGAAAAUGGUUCAGACGACCGACAUGGAUUCCUCCUCAUCUGUUCAUCAAGGGAAUAGUUUUCUAUCAGUUCAAACUGGAGAAAACGUAACUUUGAAAUGUUUCAAUGACGCCGGUUCAGCAGCAAGGCGUUACUGGUUUAAACACGCUCUUGGACAGAAACCGAGGCUUAUCUCAACCUCCUACAUGGUACAAGAAUCUACAUUUUAUGCUAAAUUCAAAAAUCCACGCUUCACAGUGGAUACUGAAAAUGAUCAAAAUCACUUGACAAUAACAGAUCUGCAAGUUAAUGACUCAGCUACUUACUACUGUGUGAGCAGUUAUACAUACCAAUUGGAUUUCUUGGCGAUAACUACUGUCAGUGUGCAAGGUUCUGGUAUAAACAUCCUAACUUUAGUUCAUCAGUCACCAUCAGAGACCAUCCAGCCAGGAGGCUCUGUGACUCUGAACUGUACAGUACAAACUGGGACCUGUGAUGGACAACACAGUGUUUACUGGUUCAAAGACUCUGAAGAAUCUCAUCCAGCACUCAUUUACACUGAUGGAGGCAGCACUGAUCAGUGUGAGAGGAAACCCAACACACAAACACACACCUGUGACUACAACCUGCCGAUGGAGAACCUGAAUCCGUCUUAUGCUGGGACCUACUACUGUGCUGUUGCCUCGUGUGGACACAUUCUGUUUGGAAACAGGACCAAGCUGGACUUUAAAUAUGAGGACUCUCGUAUCUUGGUGUAUUUAUUGAUUGGAGCUCUAACAUUUACCACCGUCCUUAAUGUCCUUCUGGUUUUCUUGCUUUGCACGAUGAACAAGAGAAACCGCUGUGACGAUACAGAGUCUCAUGCAAGAUGUUCAGCUCCCUCCACACCAAAUACAGAGGGUGAACGAAACGAAUCAAACAUCCAAUAUGCGGCAGUAAGAGAACACAAGAACAGCAGAUCUAGAAGACAAAGGAACAACCUUGAGACCGAAUGCACAUACUCAACUAUAAAGCAGUAGGAGUGUAUGUGCUUCAAAGGGGUACCAAGCAGACACUGAGGUCAUUUUAUCACUGUGUCUUUCUUGUGACAACAUGUUGAAGCAGCAUGUGACUGUAACUGUAUAACUGAUGUCUGUAUAAAGCCAGGCUGUUUCAUGAAGGAAAGUAAAAAAACUGGAAGGAAGGUAUGACGAAGGUAGAGAGAACAGUUACAGGACUAAAAUCCGACCCUCUUCAGAACGAUGAGUCUAUGCCUUUAGCUUUAAGUUACACCAAGUUGUUAGGUUAAUUAAAUGGAUCACUAUUUGAAGGUCAGAUCAGCAGAUGUUUUUGAGUGUAAAACAUGUCAUCAUUGUGGUGUAAUAAUACUUUUAGAUACAAUGUUAUAUGUGAAUAUAAAGUUGUUUCAAGUGUGAUGGAAUAACUUAAUUGUAUAUUGUUCAGUAGUAAUAAAUG